This is a messenger RNA of Aspergillus fijiensis CBS 313.89, 939 nucleotides long. It is a transcript of the gene sidH, whose product is annotated as enoyl-CoA hydratase/isomerase family protein. Gene Ontology annotation, molecular function: enoyl-CoA hydratase activity. The transcript is spliced from 2 exons. Gene Ontology annotation, cellular component: mitochondrion. Gene Ontology annotation, biological process: fatty acid beta-oxidation. The record is from RefSeq and is a predicted model, not a curated record. Lineage: Eukaryota; Fungi; Ascomycota; Eurotiomycetes; Eurotiales; Aspergillaceae. The coding region runs from base 123 to 935 and encodes 270 amino acids.
AACUCCCACCCUUCUCCUGAGGCCACUUCAUUGCUACAACUACAACCCCCCUCCCCUCAAUUCCCCUCCUCGAAUUCAAAUCAAUCUAUCCAACCAUCCUAAAAUCGAUCACAUCACCAACCAUGUCCCAGAACCACCCGACAGUCCAAGGCUGCCUCAUCAGCUUCCCCACCCCGCAAAUCCUCCUCCUGACGCUCAACCGCCCCGAAAAGCGCAACUCCAUCACUCUCGCCACGAGCCAAGAGAUCCAACAACUCUGGUCCUGGUUCGACGUCCACCCGACCCUGCGCGUGGCCAUCAUCACCGGCGCAGGGGGUUCAUUCUGCGCCGGAGCCGACCUGAAGGAAUGGAACGACCUGAACGCCCGGGGCAUCGAGAACAAAAUGACCGCCCCCGGGCUAGCCGGGCUACCGCGCCGCCGCGGCGUGAAACCCAUCAUCGCCGCCGUCAACGGCUUCUGUUUAGGCGGGGGGUUCGAGAUGAUCACCAACUGCGACAUCGUGGUGGCCAGCAGCAUCGCGACGUUCGGGCUGCCCGAGGUGCAGCGCGGGAUCGCGGCGGUGGCGGGCUCGCUGCCGCGGCUGGUGCGCGUCGUCGGCCGCCAGCGCGCCGCCCAGAUCGCGCUCACGGGCCGGCCGUUCUCGGCCGCCCAGAUGGAGCGCUGGGGGUUGGUCAAUGAGGUCGUCGACACGCCGGAGGGGCUGGUGGACCGCGCGGUGGAGAUCGCGACCGCCAUCGCCAGCAAUAGUCCCGAUAGUAUUCGGGUGACGCUGGAAGGGUUACAUCUCGGCUGGGAGGAGGCUCAUGUCGAGGUGGGCAGUGAGCGGUUGGUCGAGGAGUGGUAUGGGAAGUUGAUGGCCGGGGAGAAUUUUCAUGAAGGCGUGCGGGCGUUUGCGGAGAAGCGGGCGCCGCAGUGGAGGGCUUCGAAGUUGUGAAGUG